AUGGCUGCGUCCUCCGGCGACGCGCAGCCUUCGCCGGGGUACUACCCGAGCUCGAGGUUCAGGCCGGUGCCGUUCAACCGCGCCUACACCAACAAGUGGGGCCCGCAGCACCAGACGCUCUCCGGCGACCAUUCCUCGCUCACCAUCUGGCUCGACAGGACCUGCGGGAGUGGUUUCAAGUCGAAGCACGCGUACUGGAACGGCUACUUCUCCACUCGCAUCAAGCUCCCCGCCGGCUACACCGCCGGCACCAACACCGCCUUCUACCUGUCCAACAACGAGGCGCACCCUGGUUUCCACGACGAGAUCGACAUGGAGUUCCUGGGCACGAUCCCGGGCGAGCCCUACACGCUGCAGACGAACGUGUACGUCCGCGGCAGCGGCGACGGCCGCAUCGUGGGGCGGGAGAUGCGGUUCCACCUGUGGUUCGACCCCACGGCGGCGUACCACACGUACGCCAUCCUGUGGAACCCCGACGCCAUCACCUUCUUCGUGGACGACGUCCCCGUCCGCCGCUACGAGCGCCGCGCCGAGCUCACGUUCCCCGACCGCCCCAUGUGGGUGUACGGCUCCAUCUGGGACGCCUCCGACUGGGCCACCGACGACGGCCGCCACCGCGCCGACUACCGCUACCAGCCCUUCGUCGCGCGCCUCGACCGCUUCGUCGUGGCCGGGUGCUCCGUGAACGCGCCGCCGGCGUGCAGGCCCGUGCCGGCGUCGCCUGCCGGGGCUGGGCUCACGGCGCAGCAGUACGCGGCCAUGCGGUGGGCGCAGCGGGAGCACAUGGUUUACUACUACUGCAACGACUUCCGCAGGGACCACUCGCUCACGCCCGAGUGCUAG
Molecule: messenger RNA, 843 nt
Organism: Miscanthus lutarioriparius
Lineage: Eukaryota; Viridiplantae; Streptophyta; Magnoliopsida; Poales; Poaceae
Source: the annotation of a GenBank genome assembly